UAUGUUUUCCAUGACUAAUUUUAUGUCAGUGUUUACAAAAUGGCUGCAUCUGACCAAGAACAUGUGCCUGUUACUGUCCAAGGUUUCACUGUUGUUCCCUUGAAGUUCAGUGAAGACAAACCUGCCCACUGCCUCUAUCUGAAGGAACACAGUGUCAGAGAGAAUGAUUCAUCACAUCCACGGAAUAGAACUCUUUUUGUGCUCAAUGUGCCACCCUACUGCAAUGAGGACUGUGUGAAGCAGCUGUUUACACCUUGUGGGAAGAUAGUGCAAGUGUACCUACAUGACAAGCCCACAUCAGCAGCUCCCCCUAGUGGUGGUUCUCGGUACUUCCCUGUUGGCCUCACUACCCCAGGAUUCAAAGUAGCCUACAUUGUGUUCAAGAAUGCCUUAGCAGUCAAGCAUGCCUGCAAACUGUCCUAUGAGACACCUUUAGUUCUCAACUCACCAGAAAAAACAAUCAGCAGUACUGGACUUCACAAAUGGUGCAGACAGUACGCAGCAAGGAGGGUGGACGUCAAGGAACUACAGGCAGAAAUAGAAGACUACAUGGCCAAGUUUGAUACCAAACAAGAGGAGGAAACACAACGUCUGAAAGACCAGGAGGGGGUUGCUGAUGAGGAGGGCUGGGUCACUGUGACCCGAGUUGGCAAGAACAAAGGUACCCCACGUACAGAGGCCCGCAAGAAGCAUCUCACAAAGAGGGAGACGAAGAGAAGGAAAGAGAAGGAGCUGCUGAAUUUCUAUGCCUUUCAGUUCAAAGAGACAAAGAAAGACCAGAUUGCUACUUUGAGGAAGAAAUUUGAAGAGGACAAACAGAAAAUAUCUGUGAUGAAAGCUGCAAGAAAAUUCAAACCCUACUAGUGUAUAGUGUUUGUAAAUAAUGUUCAUAAAAUGAAAAGCAUCUUAUUACUAGA
Molecule: messenger RNA, 917 nt
Organism: Haliotis rufescens (red abalone)
Lineage: Eukaryota; Metazoa; Mollusca; Gastropoda; Lepetellida; Haliotidae
Product: ribosomal RNA-processing protein 7 homolog A-like
Exons: 8
Coding region: 40-864 (274 amino acids)
Biological process (GO): rRNA processing; ribosomal small subunit assembly
Cellular component (GO): CURI complex; UTP-C complex
Molecular function (GO): nucleic acid binding
Source: RefSeq, a predicted model, not a curated record